UAGUUUUCACACAGCGGUGUAGUCUCGAGCGGCUGCGGCACAUUUUGGAGUCGACUUCGGCAAGUAAUAUAAAAUUAGUAACCAGCAACCAUGUCGAACCCCAGAGUUUUUUUUGACAUCACUGAGAAUGGCGCACCCAUGGGCAGGAUUGUUAUGGAGCUGAGGGCUGAUGUUGUCCCCAAGACUGCCGAGAAUUUCAGAGCCCUCUGUACUGGUGAGAAGGGCUUCGGCUACAAGGGUUCCGGCUUCCACCGCAUCAUCCCCGGAUUCAUGUGCCAGGGUGGUGACUUCACUAACCACAACGGAACUGGUGGCAAGUCCAUCUAUGGCAACAAGUUUGCCGAUGAGAACUUCACCCUGAAGCACGGAGGCUUUGGCACUCUGUCCAUGGCCAACGCCGGCCCCAACACCAACGGUUCCCAGUUUUUCAUCUGCACCGCCGACACCAACUGGCUUGAUGGCAAGCAUGUCGUGUUUGGCAAGGUUGUCGAGGGCGACGCCGUUGUGAAGAAGAUGGAGACCAAGGGAUCCAGCAGUGGCAAGACCUCCGCCAAGAUCGCCAUCGCUGACUGCGGCCAGCUUUGAGUGGCGUCCAUCUUCGCUUCCAUCCUUCACCCCUCUGACUGCCCCGGCCUCUUCCCUCACCCAAACCUCCGGUUUAUCGGCAUUCCUGUUCAUGUACAUUUUGUUUUCUUUUUUUGUUUUUAAAGAGUUUACCACCCUUCUCCUUAAAUUGAAAAUACUCGUUCCAUGUUUGGUUUGUGCCUGACCUUGUGUUGUGCAUUAGCAAUGUCUUUUCAGGACCACAAAAAAAAAAAUCAGGAUUAAAGUAGGAACAAGCUUCCUUGAAAGUCAAAUGUUUUCUUGUUUGUUUUUUGUUUUGCAAAAAAAAGCAUUUAGAUGUCAGUAGAGAGAACUUUGUUUCUUUGUAAACGGUUAGAAAAAUUGGAAUGCGAUGGUGUCUUAAGCUCAUGAUUGGAACCUUAGAUGUUCAAGGUAACAUUUAUUCCAAUUCUGUUUCUGUCAUAGAUGACCUCGAUGUCUGCCUUGUCAUAUCAGGGGGUCUGCAGUAGUACACUAUUUGCAAUUAUCUAAACAUCAUUAAAAGACCUUGACUUAA
This is a messenger RNA of Alosa alosa (allis shad), 1120 nucleotides long. It is a transcript of the gene ppiab, whose product is annotated as peptidylprolyl isomerase Ab (cyclophilin A). Gene Ontology annotation, molecular function: peptidyl-prolyl cis-trans isomerase activity. Bases 91 to 585 code for a protein of 164 amino acids. Gene Ontology annotation, biological process: protein folding; protein peptidyl-prolyl isomerization. Gene Ontology annotation, cellular component: intracellular membrane-bounded organelle. The transcript has 5 exons. NCBI's taxonomy places the organism in Eukaryota, Metazoa, Chordata, Actinopteri, Clupeiformes, Clupeidae. The record is from RefSeq and is a predicted model, not a curated record.